GCCAUGUGGCUGCUGCCGCUGCUGAUGCUGCUGCUGCUGCUGCUGCUGCCGCUGCUGCUGCUCGACCUCGCGAUGAAGCGUCGCGCUGCUCGCAAGAACUAUCCCCCAGGGCCGAUGGCGCUGCCGAUCGUCGGCAAUCUGCACCAAGUCGUGCGGCUGGUCAAGCAGACGCGUUUCCAUUGGGGCGCUUGGAGCCGCCUGUCGCAGAUUUACGGCCCGGUGUUGAAAAUUCGGCUGGGCAUGGCCAAGCCGCUGAUCGUCGUCUCCGGUCGAGAGGCCGUGCUGGACGUGCUCCUGAGGCGGGACUUCGACGGCAGACCCGACACCUACGAGACUCGCCACAGGUGCCUCGGACGAAAGCGAGGAAUCGUCUUGAACGACGGCCAGGACUGGUGCGAACAGAGAAGAUUCCUAUUGAAAAUCUUGAAAGACUUUGGGUUCGGCAAGCAGAGCAUGGAAGAGCUGACGCUGGAGGACGCCGCCGCGCUGUGCGACAUAAUCCACGAGAAAAUGCUCGACAGGCCGAUCGAUAUUCAUGAAUUCUGCCAAGUGACCGCGGUUGCCGUCAUAAGCAGUCUGUGGAGUUUGAUCGCGGGUAAAAGGUGCGAUCCGAGCGAAGAAAAUUCGGAAGUGAAGGAUAUCCUGAGCAUUCUGAACGAGUCGUUUAGAAAUGGAAGCGCCACCGGUGCGCUGUGGCAACACUUGCCUAUUCUGCGUCGCCUCGUGCCCAAGUACUCCGGAUUCGCCGAGCAAGACAGAAGGGUCAGCGCGAUGUCGAAAUAUUUCUUGGACGAAGUGGCCCGGCACAAAUUGACCCGAGUGCAGGGAGAGCCGCGGGAUCUGAUCGACCACUACCUCGACGAAAUAGGGUCUCGCUGCGGCAGCGGCGAAUCCUCCUCCUACGACGAGCUGCAAUUGUCGGUACUGCUGAAAGACAUGUUCUCGGCGGGAAUCGAGACGACAUCCAACGCAAUAGGCUUCGCAAUAGCUUACCUGGCCAAAUACCCAGAGGCUCAGAGGAGAGUCCGAGCGGAGCUGGACCAAGUGAUCGGGAGCGCGGGCGUGCCCAAGCUUGCUUACAAAAAUUCACUGCCAUAUCUGAGCGCAACAAUUGCCGAAGUUUCGAGGUUAGCGAACAUCGCGCCAACAACAAUAGCGCACCGGGCCGUCGUCGAUUGCUCGUUAAUGGGCUACGACGUCGAGAAAGAUUGGUCGCUAAUUGCCAAUCUGCGCAGCGUUCACAUGGAUCCGGAUCACUGGGUUGACUCCGAAGCCUUUCGCCCCGACAGAUUCAUCGACGGCGCCGGCCACUUCGUCGAAGACCCCUGGCUCAUACCUUUCGGGGCAGGGCGCAGGAAGUGCUUGGGCGAAAACUUGGCGAGGAUGAGCCUGUUCGUGUUCGUGGCGAGCCUGCUGCAAAAGUUCCGAUUUGGGCUGGCGCCAAACGAGACGGCGCCUUGUAUGCUCGGAGUCAACGGUUUCACCGUCGCGCCGCCGCACGUCAACGUCCUCAUAGCGUCGCGCUCUUGCGGCUCGCGCGACAACGCAUGAAUUACACAUCUUGCCCGGAAUAUACAAUGGACUCCGAGCUUCUCUCCGCGUGCUACAUCUCGCUAAUUGAUUGAC
Molecule: messenger RNA, 1626 nt
Organism: Phymastichus coffea
Lineage: Eukaryota; Metazoa; Arthropoda; Insecta; Hymenoptera; Eulophidae
Product: methyl farnesoate epoxidase-like
Exons: 8
Coding region: 4-1551 (515 amino acids)
Biological process (GO): xenobiotic metabolic process
Cellular component (GO): cytoplasm; intracellular membrane-bounded organelle
Molecular function (GO): heme binding; oxidoreductase activity, acting on paired donors, with incorporation or reduction of molecular oxygen, reduced flavin or flavoprotein as one donor, and incorporation of one atom of oxygen; iron ion binding
Source: RefSeq, a predicted model, not a curated record